This is a messenger RNA of Wallemia mellicola CBS 633.66, 663 nucleotides long. RefSeq lists its product as hypothetical. The coding region runs from base 1 to 663 and encodes 220 amino acids. The record is from RefSeq and is a predicted model, not a curated record. NCBI's taxonomy places the organism in Eukaryota, Fungi, Basidiomycota, Wallemiomycetes, Wallemiales, Wallemiaceae. Gene Ontology annotation, cellular component: spliceosomal complex; U4/U6 x U5 tri-snRNP complex. The transcript has 2 exons. Gene Ontology annotation, biological process: mRNA splicing, via spliceosome. Gene Ontology annotation, molecular function: zinc ion binding; nucleic acid binding.
AUGAGUUCUUUUAGAAAAGAUUACGACGUUGAACAUUACAGAGAUAAAGCGAAGGAAGAAGAACAGAGAGCCAGAGCAUUUGCGAAAGAAAACGAAGAGCGUAUAUCGAAAGGUCAAAAGCCACUGUCUAGAUCUGCAUUUGAGCAACGUAAAGGACCAAAACCAACUCAAAAGCUACAACAGCGUGAUGAUCCAUUAGAAUUAGAUAAGAAUACAAAUAAAACGGUUGUAGUUGCACAAGGUACACGUCAGAAUCAACCUGGGUUUUAUUGUGAAGCUUGCUCUCGUACUUAUAAAGAUAGUGCAUCGUACCUCGAUCACAUUAACUCAAGAGCCCAUCUUCGUAAAUUGGGUCAAACUGUUGAUACAGAGCGUAGUACACUACAACAGGUACAGGCGAGGAUAGCUUUGCUAAGGGAGCGGACUAGGGAAGCUUCACAGAAGAAAGAAUAUGACUUCAGGCAGCGCGUUGCAGAUAUUAGACAAGCGGAGAUAGAUAAAAAGACAAACAAGCGUAAAAAUAAAAAAGCUAAGACUGCUAUCGAGAAUACUGAAAGUGGGGACGUCGAUGAAGAAAGUGUUGAAAUGGCACGUAUGAUGGGAUUUACUGGUGAGUAUAUAAUUCGUCCUUCAAUUUUGGCUGAUUUAGGUAGGUUUUGGUAA